AUGGCACCUCUUAAUCUCUUCAUCCUACUAUUCCCCGCCUAUCUUCUUCAAAUAAACUCCCAAAAUCUUUCUUCUGAACAAGAUUACCUACUAAACCUGAAACAACACUGGAAUAAUCCCAACUCAUUAAACUCAUGGGCCUCAUCUUCUUCCUCACCUUGCCAUUGGCCUGAAAUCGAGUGCACUUCAGGUACAGUCACAGGCCUAUUCUUGGCCGGGAAAAGCAUAACGGGAAAAAUCCCGACCUCAAUAUGCCAGCAGCUCAAAAGCCUCAUUUCCAUCAACCUAUCCGAGAACAAUGUGUUGGGGCAAAUACCGGUAAGCCUGCACAGUUGCUCAUACCUGCAAAAACUGGAUCUUUCAUCAAAUAUGCUUUCAGGAAAUAUACCGGGUGAGAUUUUUCGUAUGAAAAACUUUCUACAUUUGUUCCUUAACGGAAAUAGAUUGUCCGGUGUUAUACCAACACCAAUAGAGACAUCCAGUUUGGAGUUUCUUGAUCUCUCUAAUAAUCAGUUGAAUGGAUCAAUCCCGGAUGAUGUAAGGAAUUUACACAGCCUUCUACAUUUCGAUUUAUCCAUGAAUUCAUUUGUCGGUAACAUCCCAAGAGGUUUGUUCGGUUUGGACCGGAUGUACACUCUUUUGUUAGGUCACAACAACUUGACUGGUCAACUGCCAGAAAAUUUGGGCUUGACCAGCUUACAAGUUCUCAAUCUUACUCACAAUAACUUACUAGGGACGCUACCGAAAAGUCUAGGCGAAUUAACAGCUCUAAGCUCGUUGGAUUUAUCUAAUAACCAGUUCUCUGGUGACAUCAUGGAUGACUUCCUUCUUUUGAGCUCCAUCAGUGUGCUUAGGCUUUGUUCAAACAAAUUCUCGGGAGAAAUUCCUCAUGAGUUUGUGAAUAAGGACUUUGAUCAAAAUUGCUUGGAUGAUUUCAAUCUCUGCUCAGACUAUGGGUAUGAGGGUUUACCAAGUUGCCCCUCUAGCUUCUGCUCGGACAAUAAGUUCCACAUGUAUCUAAAAUGCAAUAGUUCCAAGCACAACGUGUAUCGUAUUUUAAUAAUAGUGUGCGGAAUUGGCUGUGGGGUUACGGGAUUUGCAAUAUUUACCUACUUGGCAAGAAAAUGUUGGCUUAAGAAAAAUAAGUUGAACUUAGCAAAAUUGAAGAAAAUCUGGUGCAGUGGCCCUGCUACGGAAAAGGAAGACAUAUGGAAAAUGAUUUCAUUUCAAAAGUUGAAGUUCAACAAACACGAGAUUGUAACGAGCUUGACAGACGAAAAUCUUAUAGGAAAUGGAGGCUCAGGAAAAGUGUACCGAGUUUAUAUCAACCAAACAGGAAGCACGUAUGCUGUCAAAAGCAUAUCGAAUUCGACAAAAUCUAACCACCGGCUUGAGAAGGAAUUUAUGGCCGAGAUUCAGACACUGGGGACUAUCAGGCAUUACAAUAUAGUAAAGCUCUUUUGUUGUAUGUCAAACAACAACAUGAAGCUUCUCGCUUACCAAUAUUUCGAGAAUAAGAGCCUCGAUCAGUGGCUGCAUGGCAACAAGAGGGAAUUAGCAUCAGAUGGUGGUAAUAAUAGUUCAAUCACAAAUUUGGAUUGGCCAAUGAGGCUGAAUAUUGCAAUAGGUGUAGCCCAAGGCCUUUGCUAUAUGCACCAUGAUUGUUCUCCACCUGUAAUCCACCGGGACAUUAAAUCGAGCAAUAUACUAUUGGACUCUGAAUUCAAUGCUAAAAUAGCAGAUUUUGGUCUAGCUAAGUUGCUAAAUGGGCAUGGGGAUACAGAGACAGCAUCUGCUGUUGCUGGAACUUUUGGCUACAUUGCCCCUGAGUAUGCCUACACGAGUAAAGUGAACACAAAGAGCGAUGUUUAUAGCUUUGGGGUAGUUCUACUUGAACUCACUACAGGGAGAAAGGCAGUUACUCGAGGAGAACAUACAAAUCUAGCUGGAUGGGCACUACAACAAUUCAGGGACACAGGUGCCCUUUUUUACGCAUUGGAUGCAGAGAUCAAGGAACCAAUAUAUUUGGAUCAAAUAAUCACCGUUUUCCGAUUAGGAGUUGUGUGUACUGCCACAUCACCUUCCAAUCGACCAUCCAUGAGAGAUUGUCUGCAUAUUCUUCAUAACUGCAGUAACAAUUUUUCUUCACAAAGUACUUUGACCCUAGAAGUCUCUGAAUAUGCAUCCUAA
Messenger RNA from Striga hermonthica, 2190 nucleotides. Lineage: Eukaryota; Viridiplantae; Streptophyta; Magnoliopsida; Lamiales; Orobanchaceae. The record is from the annotation of a GenBank genome assembly.